Messenger RNA from Lactuca sativa (garden lettuce), 348 nucleotides. RefSeq lists its product as uncharacterized. The record is from RefSeq and is a predicted model, not a curated record. NCBI's taxonomy places the organism in Eukaryota, Viridiplantae, Streptophyta, Magnoliopsida, Asterales, Asteraceae.
AUGGCUUCCUUACAUCCUACUGUUACCAUCACCAAUAUUCGGAACUUCAUUUCCAUCAUUCUCGAGAUUGAUGGCGGCCAAUACACAUCUUGGGUGGAACUAUUCAAGAUUCAUUGUCGUGGUCACGACGUUAUUCAACAUAUUUUACCAGAGGAAGGUCCUACUCCUAAACCUACAACUGAAAAAAAUAAGGAAAAAGCAAAUGCAAUGACUCUUUACAAACGAUUGGAUUCUAUUAUUCUCCAAUGGAUUUAUAGUACGAUUUCCAAAUAUCUAUUAAUCACCAUUCUGAAACCCGAUUCCACAGCUGCUCAGGCAUGGAAAUCGUUGGAAAAUAUUUUUUAUUGA